Dermacentor silvarum is the source of this 15320-nucleotide messenger RNA. RefSeq names its product voltage-dependent T-type calcium channel subunit alpha-1G-like (gene Ca-alpha1T). The record is from RefSeq and is a predicted model, not a curated record. NCBI's taxonomy places the organism in Eukaryota, Metazoa, Arthropoda, Arachnida, Ixodida, Ixodidae. Gene Ontology annotation, cellular component: voltage-gated calcium channel complex; plasma membrane; neuron projection. Gene Ontology annotation, biological process: calcium ion transmembrane transport; sodium ion transmembrane transport; membrane depolarization during action potential. Gene Ontology annotation, molecular function: low voltage-gated calcium channel activity; voltage-gated sodium channel activity.
CGAUGCUGGGACUCCGGGAGGAGGCGAGUCUUCUCGCGCCGGCAGCAGCGAGCCUGUCUGAGCAGCCGCGGAAGUCUCCCCCCGCAUCGGCCGGUCGCCGCCGCCGCCGUGAUCAGUGGUCAACGUCGGCACAGUUCAGACGAGGAGGAGGAGGACGUCGUCUCGGGCGACCGCGGGGUGGUGGGGGCGCGCCGCGCCGUCGCCCUCCCUCCGGGUGGUGGUGACGGUGGGGGAAGAACAAGUCGUCGUCUUCGCGGCGGGCUCCCUGCGUGUCCUGGACGACGUGGUGUGUGAUGGCCGUCGGCCCGUCGAAGUCGUCGUCGGAUCGUCAUCGGCGGGACGCCGGACGCCGCCUUCUGCGUGAUGCGCGCCGAUGAGACUCACGAUGACGUCGUCCCGCCGCGGGGUGCCCCUCGUUCAGAGCCCGACUCGUCGUCGGCGUCGUCGGAGACGUCGGCGUCCGCCGUGUCGUCUUCGUCGGCGGAGGAAGAAGACGAAGCCGCGGCCGCCGCCGCCGCCGUGAUCUCGUCGUCGCCGUCGCCAUCGCCGUCGCCGUCGUCGACCCCGUCGUCGUCGUCGUCCUCCUGUUCGGCCGGCGCUGCCGGCGCCGGCGUCCCAGGCGAAGAGGACCUGCCUUACCCGGGAUUUGUGCCCGUCGCGCUGUACUACUUCCACCAGGACAAGCCGCCACGGUCCUGGUGCCUGCGACUGGUCACCAACCCGUGGUUCGAGCGGGUGAGCAUGCUGGUGAUCCUGCUCAACUGCGUCACUCUCGGCAUGUACCAGCCGUGCGCGGACGACGGCUGCCACUCGGCGCGCUGCCGCCUGCUGCAGGUGUUCGACGACCUCAUAUUCGCUUUCUUCGCCAUCGAGAUGACCAUCAAGGUACUCGCCAUGGGGCUGCUCGGCCGCAGCGCGUACCUGGCCGAGGCCUGGAACCGCCUGGACUUCUUCAUCGUCAUCGCCGGUGCCCUGGAGUACGUGCUGGACGUGGGUAACAUCAACCUGUCGGCGAUCCGCACCAUUCGCGUGCUGCGGCCCCUGCGAGCCAUCAACCGCAUCCCGAGCAUGCGGAUCCUGGUGAUGCUGCUGCUGGACACACUGCCCAUGUUGGGCAACGUGCUGCUCCUCUGCUUCUUCGUCUUCUUCAUCUUCGGCAUCGUCGGUGUCCAGCUGUGGGCGGGCCUGCUGCGGCAGAGAUGCUACCUCGUACUGCCCGACGACAACAUCUCCAUACCGAGUCCAAUCUCGUCGUACUACCAGGGUCUGGACGCCGAGAAGGACUUCAUCUGCAGCACGGAAAAGGACAACGGAAUGCACCGGUGCAGUGGCCUGCCCCAGCUCGUCCUGCCCUCGGGGCUAAUGUGCAAUGCGUCGGCGCAGCCGCACAGCGCCAACGCACCCACCAAUGCGUCCUGCGUCAACUGGAACCAGUACUACACCAAUUGCACGGCGGGGGACAAGAACCCCUUCCAGGGGUCCAUCUCCUUCGACAAUAUCGGCCUAGCCUGGGUCGCCAUCUUCUUGGUGAUCAGCCUGGAGGGCUGGUCCGACAUCAUGUACUAUGUACAGGACGCACAUUCCUUCUGGGACUGGAUCUAUUUUGUGCUGCUGAUUGUGAUCGGAUCCUUCUUCAUGAUCAACCUGUGCCUGGUCGUCAUCGCGACGCAGUUCUCGGAGACCAAGAAACGCGAGAUGGAGCGCAUGCGCAUGGAGCGCGCCCGCUACCACUCCAGUUCGACGCUCGCCUCGACGUCCGUCUCCGAUUCCGGCUGCUACACGCAGAUCAUCAAGUACCUCACGCAUCUCGGCCGGAGGGCCAAACGGAGGUUUUUACGGUGGUACAGGCGGCGGAAGCGUCGCCGGGCCCUUCCACGCAGCCACCCAGAGGCGCAGCUAGCGGGACUGGAAGGAACCAUCUCUCCGGUAUCCGCCAUGCGCGGUAUCCGCACCCAUUCGUCCCGACACCAUGCAGACGACGGGUGCCCUCUGGAGGAAUGCCACAGUCACUGCUCGUCUGAGUCUGGCUCCUCCUGUUCGUCGUCUCCCGCUUUGUCGGCGGCGGCGCUGCCGGCGCUGUUCGAGGAGGCAUGCGACGAGGCCGCCGCGACUGAGUGCUGCCACAUGCUGGCCGUGCCGCCGCACGCCAGUCCCGAGGUCUCGGACGUCGACCUAGCCGCGUCGCCCAGGAGGCCCUCCUGCCUCAGGGUCAACGCCGGCAACUCCAGCAACAGCGCACCAGGGCCGUGCACACCGCCGGUGCUGACUGAGCAGCCCGGUUCCACGAGGGCUUGCUCGGGGAAGAGCGUCUCCCUCCAAGCGCCGAUGACGCCCGAGGGCAGCAGCGAGCUGCGACCGCUCGGUUCGGUCGCUAGCGGUUCUUCGUCGUCCCACCACCUGCCGACGACGGCCGGCGGCGGCGCCACGUUGACUUGCGCCGAGCUGCUCGCCUUCAGCGGCGCCCAGAGCGCCGCGCUGGCAGCGAGCUUUGCCAGCAACUUUGCCAUGCACCGGUUCUACUCUACACUCAGUAAAGGUACGAAGCAUUACUCAGCACCGCAACUGACCUUUCAUUCCCACGGGGGAUCGCGUCACCGGCGCGCCAACGACUCUCCGUCCCCGUCAUCGGGUUCAUCGUCGGCUUCCUCCUCCUCCUCCUCAUCUUCGUGCUCGCGACACCACCAUCGCCAUCGGCACCACCAGCACGACGACGAGAACGCGUCGUACUCGUCCGCGAGCUGGGACGAGGACGAGGAAGACUCGUGGUACUCCGAGUACGAGGACGAGCUCUCUGGCAGCGGUACGACCCGGGUUCGAUACCGGGGCCCCUGCUGCCGCUUCUGGAAAGCGCGCCAGGCCCAGCUCAGGCGCCUGGUGGGGCACCAGUACUUCCAGAGGGGCAUCCUCACUGCCAUCCUAGUCAACACGCUCAGCAUGGGCAUAGAAUACCAUGAUCAGCCACAAGAAUUGACCCUGGCUGUGGAAAUCAGCAACCUCAUCUUCACAGGCAUCUUCGGCCUGGAAAUGUUGCUCAAAAUUCUUGCUGAGGGAUUCAUGUCUUACAUCAGCAGCGGGUUCAAUCUCUUCGAUGGUGUCAUUGUCAUCCUUAGCAUAGUGGAGCUCUGCCAGAGCAGUGGAAGUGGUCUAUCGGUGCUGCGGACGUUUCGACUUUUGCGGAUCCUCAAGCUCGUCCGGUUUAUGCCGGCGCUGCGACGACAACUCUUCAUCAUGCUGCGGACAAUGGACAACGUGGCCGUGUUCUUCGCUCUUCUGAUAUUGUUUAUUUUCAUCUUUAGCUGCUUGGGGAUGCAUUUGUUCGGCGGUAAGUUUUGCGUGCGGAUGGACGAGGCGACGCUUUGCACGUGCUCCGACCUGUACAACCCAGCCGUCAAGUGCUUCUGCGACCGGAAGCAUUUCAACACUUUCCUAUGGGCUACGGUCACCGUGUUUCAGAUCCUGACUCAGGAGGACUGGAACGUUGUGCUGUUCAACGGCAUGGAGAAGACCUCUCCUUGGGCUGCCCUGUACUUUGUGGCGCUCAUGACGUUCGGGAACUAUGUCCUGUUCAAUCUUCUCGUUGCUAUCCUCGUCGAAGGAUUCUCAGCCGAGGGUGACCGCAAGAAGAGCAUGGAGGCUUUAAAGGACACUGCUGACACAGAGGCAGACGGCAAUAAAAAGUGCGCCUCACAGGACGCUGAAGAUGACCCAAAGGACAACAUCAUGAAAGAGACGCGAAUGUUGUCCCAGCCGGCAGCGUGCGGUUGUAAGACAGACGGAAAUGACGAGCCGGGACCCUUACCAUACGUGCCACCAAUCAUCACAAGAACGGCAGCUACUCCCCAGGGCUCCCCAUGUGCAACUUUGGAGAUGCCUUCGCGGGAGUUUGGCAACCGACUGUCGCCACUUACAGCGUUGCAUAUGCUGCCUUCAUCGUCAUCUCACUCAUCUGAGACAUCUGGACGAAUCACGCCCUCUCCGAUUCCGACACCGAGGCUUUCCCGCUCCCCGAGCAAUCGCAGCUCAUCCAGCGGGACGGCCCCCACGGGGGCCGGGGCAGCUCUGUUGCCCGUGCCACGACCAGCCAGCGGCUUCGUUCGCAACGACGUACCCAGUCCGAGCAACGGGCGCCGUCGUAGGCGCAGCUGCGUUAGUCCAGCCCCUCCCUUGGCACGCAGGGGCUCCCCUCCACCGUCGCCUCCCGGCAGCCCUCUAAUCAAACUCCACCGCCAGGGAAGCGGGGCAGCGAACGGUGGUCGGCGUCGGUCCUCGGCCGACUCUGACACGGACUCCCUGCUGGACGCCGAGCUGCCCGGUUUUCAGGACUCGUCCUGCCUGCUGGUGGUCUCACCGCCGCUCAACAAUGUGAUCGUCAGUCAGAACGGUGGCGGAAGUGCAUCGGCCUCUGACCACAGUCACUGCAAUGGCGGUGUGCUCCCGGGCCUGAAUAACGGCGCAAAUGGCGCAUCAGUCAACAGCAACAACCACCACAGCAACAAUAGCGUCCACCGACCAUCUAGCCUACCCAAGCGCCCCAAUGUACUCACCAAGCAGAACAACAUGGCAGCUGCUGGCUGCACGAGCGCGUCACCUCGAAACCACGACACUGUCGACGAGCGGGCAGAGGCGGCGGCUUAUCUGGCCCAACCACCCACCGUCAUCACCACCGACUCCGGUGGACGACCGACGUACAUGCCGCUUAGUCGGCAGAACUCCAUACAGAGCCAACAUGGAGGAGGAGGCAGUGCCAGUGUCUUGGCCAGUCGCCACAACUCGCUAAGUGGCUCGGGAAUCUCCUAUGCCGAGACGAGGCACAACUCGCUACUCGUAAAACCCAGCGGCAAGAAAAUAAGCACAGAAAGUGGCGCAGUGCUUCACGUCAAAGUGGACAACGCAGCCGCAGCUGCGGCAACUCUUGUCUACGGAGAGCGUGUCGUCAAUGUACCCAAGCUGUGCUGGUAUUUUGAGCCUCCGUGGUGGAGGUGGUGCUUCGAAAAUCGUCAGGACUAUGCACUAUUUCUAUUCCCACCGGACAGCAAGGUUCGAAUGUACUGCAAUCGGCUGACGGACGGCCGAUGGUUUGACUACACGGUGCUGGUUUUUAUCGCACUGAACUGCAUAACACUAGCCAUGGAGCGGCCAAACAUUCCCCCACGCAGCCUCGAGCGGGAGCUGCUCAUAGCUGCAAAUUAUACCUUCACUGUUGUAUUUGCCUUCGAGAUGCUUGUCAAGGUGAUUGCCAAGGGCCUCUGGUACGGGGACAAGGCGUACUUCAAGAGCGGCUGGAACAAGAUGGACGGAGUGCUAGUCACCAUCUCCCUCGUCGACUUCCUCCUCACCUUUGUUGCCGACGGAAGCCCCCGCAUAUUUGGCAUCCUUCGCGUCUUCAGGCUGCUCCGCUCACUCAGACCCCUCAGGGUUAUCAACCGUGCACCAGGACUCAAGCUGGUGGUCCAGACCCUCAUGUCUUCCCUGAGGCCUAUCGGGAACAUUGUCCUAAUCUGCUGCACUUUCUUCAUCAUCUUUGGAAUCCUUGGAGUCCAGCUGUUCAAGGGCUCUUUUUACUUCUGCGAAGGGCCGGAUGUGAAAGGUGUGCGCACAAAACAAGACUGCCUGGAGAGGGGCAUGGUGUGGACAAACAGAAAAUACAACUUCGACCAUCUGGGCCAGGCACUCAUGGCCCUGUUUGUCCUGUCUUCAAAAGACGGCUGGGUAAACAUCAUGUAUUCAGGAUUGGAUGCCGUCGGAGAAGGCAUACAGCCCGUCGAGAACUACAACGAGUGGCGGCUGCUGUACUUCAUCUCGUUCCUCCUCCUGGUGGCCUUCUUUGUGCUGAACAUGUUUGUGGGCGUCGUGGUGGAGAACUUCCACCGCUGCCGCGAGGAACAAGAACGGGAGGAGCGGGCCCAGCGCGCCGCAAAGAGGGCUCGCAAGCUGGAGAAGAAGCGACGACGCAUGCGCGAGACGCCCUACUACGCGGGCUACUCGCGCCCUCGCCUCUUCACCCACAAUAUUGUCACCAGCAAGUACUUUGACCUCGCCAUCGCCGCCGUCAUCGGACUCAACGUGGUCACCAUGGCCAUGGAGUUCUACCGCAUGCCCCUGGAACUGGAGUAUGCCUUGAAGAUCUUCAACUAUUUUUUCACCGCCGUUUUCCUGCUUGAACUUUCUAUGAAAGUGGUUGCACUUGGCAUCCCCCGGUACCUCACUGACAAGUGGAACCAACUGGACAUUUUGAUCGUCAUCCUGUCCAUCAUGGGGAUCGUCCUGGAGGAGAUGAAGUCAGACCUGAUUCCCAUCAACCCGACCAUCAUACGUGUCAUGCGUGUGCUUCGAAUUGCCCGAGUGCUGAAACUACUGAAGAUGGCCAAGGGAAUCCGUGCUUUGCUGGAUACCGUGAUGCAAGCGCUUCCGCAGGUCGGAAACCUCGGCCUUCUCUUCUUCCUCCUAUUCUUCAUCUUCGCUGCACUCGGCGUCGAGCUCUUUGGCAGGCUCGAGUGCGACGAAAGUCACCCAUGUCAGGGCCUUGGAGAGCAUGCCCAUUUCCACAACUUUGGAAUGGCCUUCCUCACCUUGUUCAGAGUCGCUACAGGAGACAACUGGAAUGGCAUCAUGAAGGACACGUUGCGGGACGAGUGUGACUCAAGGAGCGACUGCGUGCGCAACUGCUGCGUCUCGGCAGUGAUUGCACCGCUGUACUUUGUGGUGUUUGUGUUGAUGGCACAGUUUGUGCUGGUGAACGUAGUGGUGGCGGUGCUCAUGAAGCACCUGGAAGAGUCUCACAAGCAAGCCGACGACGAGCUGGACAUGGAAGCUGAACUCCAGGAGGAGAUCGAACAGGAGGAGAGGCAGCUCCUCGAGGCCAAGAACAAGCUGGCAAUGGAAGCCAAAUUCGAGUUCCACAGGCCCAUCGUGAAGAUGUCAUCAUUGCCAGCCAAUUUCACAUUCUAUUUCCAGUGUGAUGAUGCUGGUGGCGAGUCCACGUCAUCAACGCUACCGGUAAUCAACAUCUGCAUUCCAGACCAACCGGACGUCAUGUCCAGAGAAAAGAGCUUCUCAUCAUCAUCAUCCUCAGGAGUCGGACCUGAAGACAUCGAUGUCACCGACGUUGCGCUUGCCUGUGUUGAACCAAUGGCUCCUCCGCCUGACGUCAACCUUCGACGCGCAUCACCCGACAGCGGAUCAACCGAAAAAGUGGCCGUUGCAGACUUGCGAUCGUGUGCCCUAGAGCCUGAAAACCUGCAAAUGACCACGCCGACCGAAGGGGAAGGUCCGGACGAGGCACAGGGAACUGCAGAGCCGGGGUCUAGCGACUCCGCUGAAUCUGAACGGUUUGCUGCGGAGCCUCCGCAGACGUCGAGGUCCACCUUGACUGGUGGAAGCACAUCGCCUUCGGGUUCCGACGAAGACUCGGAGACGACAAGCACAUCGACAUCCAAGCUUCGCUACCUGCUCCCAAAUUAUCCCGAACUGAGCAAGGCGGUCGACCCCGACUCGAGUGAGUCGACGUCUUGGACGUUUUCAGCCGAGUUUCCGUCGUCUUUGCGAACGACAGUGGGUGCCGACGCAACUGACGACGAGGACGACGACGCCGACGCCCGAACGCCAACGACCACAGCGACCGCUGCCGGCGACGCGACGACUGUGGCGCCCGUUGUUGUCGCCGAGGAGAACAAUGGUGACCUUGUUGGAGUCCAGCCCGGCAGUGACUCCGUGUCGUGACCGUGGCAUAGCGUCACCUCUUAGAACCAGUUGUAAUUCUCUCGUGCCGUGUGAAGAGAAGUCCCUGCUGAGCCGCCUGCUAGAGUGGCAAAGGGAUAUGUCUCCGAGGAGGACGCCGCGUGCGGCGGGAUUUCUGCAGGAGGACACCUUCACAGCACACUUACUGUCCCCAGCACAGCGCUCUCGGUACUGUUUGUUUUGUCAACUACGACGCUUGCUCCUCCUGCGUGGGUGAAAGUGGGGGCACGUGGCUGUCGGGCCACGCUACAAGCCCGGCUUGAUGCUCCGUGCAAAAACCUCGAAAGAGAGAGACUCUUAAGCCGAGCUCGUGUCCCACUAUCAACAUACUUUGUUUCCAUAGUUUUUUUUUUUUCCUUCAGAACCGUUUGCUGACCAAGAUGCAUGUGAGAGGCGAAUGAAUGAGCCACGCGAGGUGCCUGCCAAUGUUAACCUCGUUUCUACUGUUUUGUUUGUUUGUUCGUUUGACUGUUGUUUAUUGUGAGCUGUGAUGACACGGAAAUUUCUGUCCAGCUGAUCGGUGGCAUAUUUUUUUUUUCUCCGGUUGCGAUCUUUCAGCUCGUAUUGUCGUAGUCGCACGUUCGGAGCCCUGCUUGUUUCGUGCCACAAGAUUUUUUUUUCUUUUCGCAGCCGCCUGACUUGUAUCAAGAUGCAUUUGCCCGAAGGCCCAACUGUCACGGCAGUUUUCGUACAAAGAACGCGCGAUGUUUCGUUCGCUCGAUUUAGAAACUGGCCGACACCUCAUUUCCGCCGCACCACUGAAGGGUUAAUGGUUUCUUAGAAACAAAAUUCGGGUCGCAUCUUACGUCGCACUGGGUUUACAACUCUGUUGUCAACUCUUGUCGCACUACUCAGCUUCACCUUUUAGGAACUGUUCUAUAAACUGCUAUGUGUUUCUUCUGCUCAAAUAUGAAUGGUAAAUAAUAGGCCUUCAGUCGAUCUUGUUGUGAGCUAGACGGUGUCUUGCUCCUUAGAACAAAGCCUGAAGAAAUAUUGUUAGUCAUUCUGGUUUCCGUGCUCCUUUCGGUAGAGGAGUGGCAAAAAGAAAAGUGAAUGACGACACUGUAGAGCCACCAGAAGGAGGAGAAGCAGGUGUGCUUAGAUUAAACCCUGCGUGUUGAAGCCGCUCGUAUUUUUUCACAACCCGAGUUGUUAAACCAGCCCACAUGUGCCAUGUUAGCGAGAGACGACUCACUGGGUCAAAAAUAUAUGUUUCUGCCAAUCUAAGGUAAGGCUAGUCCCGAGAAUGGUGCUGACCUUGCCUUUGCAUCAUACUCACCAGCAAUCAUUUAUAUAUAUAUAUAAAUAUAUAGUAUCUAUGGUCUUUUGUUUUUUUAAUAGCGUGGAAUUAACUCGUACUUUAAUGUUUUAGUGAGAUGCUGAAUUACGUACGUUAAUCAAGGAUACGAAAAACACUAGGCAGUUUUAUAAAUGUUGCCGUUCGUUUGCCCCGGUAGCAAACGGUGCACUCGUGUUGGUAGUCUGCCUGCAUCGCAAAUGGUAGAACGCCCCGUGUACAGUAGACAAGAAGUAUCUUGUUUCAAAUAAUCUGAUGGCCACGUUUUGAGUACCGCCCGUACGUUCGAGUACGCUCGAGCCGUUCGGGUCCGACUGAAUGACUGUUUCCACACAAGGCUAGAGAAACUUUCACUGGGUCGUGGUUUGCCUAAGCAGGAGUCACCGCGUUGUUUAAUGUGUACGUAAAACGGAAUCGCAGCAGCAGCAGCAGCAGCAGAAGUCAUAAAAAUAUAGUUUUCAAAAUCUCGACACCUCUGUCGAGUGCUGUAGCUCUAUUGAGCGCCGCAGAUCGAAAAAAAAAAAAAAGCUCUGCUGACUCGUACGAUGUCGUACAUGGUUUUAACGUGUUGUUGUUUAACGGUGUUCAGUCAUGCACUCAACAAUCGAACGAAUGGCGAGCUCUCUCAGCACUGAACUUUGCCCGCAGAAUAUUGCCAUCGCUCGAUUGGGCAACGUCUCUAAGGCUCAAAGAAAAGUCGGGCAUGCUAGCGCAGCUGUGAGACCAAAUGCUGAGACCUCGAUCUCGCGAUUUUGCGGAAGCCCUGCUAACUUGAACAUUUUCAGUGUUUAUUAUUCUCUUUUUUUUCUUUUAACUUAGAAAUGCUCUGGCAGUUGUAGUUUGCUUGCAAUCAAUACAUUUGAUACCGGAAUUCAGGAAUUUCCAAAAAUUAUUAUUUAUAUUGGUUCGACGAAUUCACUCUCUCUCUCAAGUUUGCGUUCGCUAGCCGUAAAAAAAAAACACAGGAGAAAAGCAGUGCACAAAAAUGUUGACAAAUGACUGUGCCAAUUUAUUCUUUCCCUUCUUUUCGAAGAACAACAAUCUAGCGACUUCGUCGACGUCAAACAAAAUUAGUUUUUAGAAGACCAGCCACCGUCAUAUCUCCGUGAAACCAAGGUGCCAUUCUCUGGGUCCCUCCGUUGCUAGGCUCCAUACAGCAGCAUUAUUUCCAACUCCAAACCCAAGUUGGCCAUACCGCGACGACUAAAAAAAAAAAAAAAAAAGAUACGCUGCACACUUUGUAUAAAUCCGCCUCAUGCGCACCCACAUGCACACAGUCCGGAUGCCACACCGACACUUUCGUAAUCUUCUUCACCGUGUAACCGCGCGCGCAGGCAAGUGAAAGCGACAUCCAGCCACAGACUUUAAAACGAGUUGUACGCUAGAUCUUCUUAUCGUGUAAAUUCUGUAAGAAAAAAAAAACGAGAGGAACUCUCCCCCCGCCUCAUCGGAGCAAAGGUGCAUGUAGAGUCUCUAGAAGUUUGAUAUAAAAUGCUGAGUACGCUACAAAAAAAAAAACUGCAAACGCAAAGAAAUCUUAUGAUUGCUGUAAACGAAACAUUGUGAAACCCCCUCCUCUUGCAAAGGCUUAUAUGUGUCUCCGUAGCGAUGAUGGAAAGAGAGAGAAAAAAAACACGCAUCUUCAAUAGUUUCAUUUGUGCUGUUGUUGUUAUAACGAGCAUUUGCUGCGUCCCACAGUGCUGUGUUUGGGUGACUCGAAACGCAGAAGGAGAAGAUAUGCAAGCCAAGGCCACAGAGCGAAGUCGCUUCCUAAAGUGGGAAGAGAUUCCCGGAAAGGACAUUCUUUCUUUUUUGUUGUUGUUGUUGUUGUUGUUUUCCCCUUUCCUCUCCUGCUGGGCUCAGCAAAAAAAACCACGUGUGUCGUGCACUUUCGCGCUGUCGUCGCUUGCGUGUUGUUGCCUUCCUCAGUUGUCGCUGCUGCCGUCACCAGAGGGCGCCGACGCUACGCUUUUCACCGCAUAUCCUGAAGUCGCAAAACGUAUGCGUUCGGGGUUAUCAACCAGGCUUGACCCCUGCAAAGCAUUGCGAAGGAAAGCGGCUUCCUGAAUUUCCGACGCAAACGAAGCGCGCACCACCCCCACCCGCCUUCCUUCCAGGCAUUCUUUCUUUUCCUCUCCGAGUGUGCGAGUGUCCUGCAAAGCGUACUCGUGAGCAAGGAUUGUUUCACGUGGCAUGUACAAUUGGCGGUGCUUUCUGCGGUAUAGUUUGCUUCGCUGGCCGACUGCGGUACCGUUGUUCUAUGUGUGUAUCCACACGAUUGUGGUCUGUCGCGACAUGCCUAUACCGAUCCUCAUGCGAGUUCCAUCUUUGUCAGUUGUUAAAAGUGACGUAGAAGUGAAGUUUAUGCUGUUAUGCUGUAUGAACUGAACGGUGGGUGCCCACAAAGCACACGGAUAGAUGUAAAAUACCACAGGAGGCACAGAGGUUGUGUGCUCUCAUAUGCCCUUUCCGAGAUGUUUUCUGCGUGUCACCCUAAAACAAUACGUUAGAACUUUUGAGCAAGAAGAGAAACGGACAUUGAAACACAGCUGAAACGUUUACUGCAACCGAAACUGCGAGCGAAACCAAAUGCAGCCGAAAUCGAAAAAUCAACAACGCGUGCUUGUCGUCCUUGACUAGUUCGCGUUUGAAGUCAUGCGGACAGUACAUUCUCUCAGGCCUGUAUGCUAAGCAGGUUAAAGUUCGUAAGUGUGAUCGAGCUCUAUUCAGACUUAAGCCGAGCGUUCUGUUGUCAAAAGCGUUGUCUCUUGUUCGCUAAAGUUCUCUGAUGCAUCUUGUUUUCCAUCGUCAAAACAACCUGACCUUCUAAGUGUGUAAAGACAUGCCUCAGGCCAACGUAGCCUCUCUUUGUUGGCACCAAUGACACAUCUCCUUGGGACCACUCCAUCAUUUCUCGCACGUUUCAGUUGGUGUCGUUGGAGAGCUUCAAAACCACGAGCCUCCCUGAACACCACACGGCCACUUUUUCGGGCUUUGCUACGUGAUGCUAGAAUUCCCUCGUGCCUCAUACAAUUUCAUAGCUCGAACAUCAUUACCAGCUGCCAUGUUUUCAUUGGGCUGUCAAGUCACAGCAGCGUUGCAUGCAAAGUUCUUUUUUUUUUCUUUCAGGCCAUCGCUAUUUCUACAAACCACGUCAUUGUAAUGCCCCAGCUGUUAAGCUUUCUCCAACUAUGUGCUGUUGAGUGUCAAGUUAAUUCUUGCCAGUUCAGUCGAGCACCUUACGAAGACGAAGGCAUUGGACUUAAGUAUGAUCGACUCAUGCUCAUUCAAACUGCUAGGGGCCACAGAUUUCUCUUAGAACCAAUUGAGCUUGGUUGAAAUUGAAAUAAAAUUACAAACUAUAAUACGAUUAGACAGGUAGUGCAUGUUUGUCCCUUGUCAUCGUUACUUUAAAUAGACACAGAUGUGGACGUACAGCCGACUGGUUCUUUAGGGCACACAUCAUUUAAUAUCUGGCAUUAGGCUGGAUCGCUGGCGCCCUCUUGUAGUCGCGCCCACCAGUGUAUACAACCUGAAUAUCAAGCGCGGGCACAUUACUAUUCAUGCCUUACGAAUGCCUUCCUCUAUUCCACCAUUUUCAGCAGCAUUGUUAUGACCAGGGAUAAAGAAAAUGCACGAAACGAAAUCAUUGUUGGAAUUACGCAACUUAAAUAUGCAUUAAAAACAAAAAAGGCCGACCAGUAUUUUGAUAAUUGUUCAAGUUAACCAGUAUUUUGAAUCGCCACUAGAGGGUUGUAAAUAAAACACAUAAAAUGUACGCUGAUUUCACCCAAAAAAGAUGACAUGUGGAUGUUUUUUUUUUUCUAUAAUUCUGGCUUCUUUUUUUUUCCUAUGGAACAAAGGAUCCAGUGCAAGUAAGUAGAGUUGCUGAGCACAAUGCAGGGUACUUUCCUGCAAGAGACAGUGUGCUGCCAGUUUUCACGCAGCUCAUUGCUAUGCAACACUGGUGUGCGAAUUGUCACAAGUUGUGUGCAUCGGACACACACCUCCGGGAGUUUAGCAGGUGCUUUGAAUCGCAUUUUAGCUGUUGCACGCCAUUGUAUAGCCAGACCUCUACUUCUCUGAAAUCUUGAAAUAACUCUUGUCGGAACUGUUCUGUCACAGCCCUCCCGUUGUUUGCAUUUGUUCACUGCCUAUCCCCAACUGUGAUGUUCAAUAUGUGUGCAGUCUUGCUGCAACUAAAAAUCGUUUGAUGACUCUUGUGUGUCGUCACUUAUAAACAAGCAGACCUAUCUUGCAAGCGCAGCUGCCCAGCGAAAGUCAUAAACUGAUAGCCGUCACUUUCUUUUCACAUGUAUUCGAAUGUUUGUUCCUGAGCACUAGUAAAAAAUCGCUAAGUUUCCGAGGUUCGCUUCUCCAGCAGUGGUGUAGCGAACGCCAAGGAACCACGUAGACGUAUUGUACUUUUACUUUGAAACCCGCCGUGACACGGCAUCGCCAUUUCUGCAAGUUGCGUUUCGUGAAUGCCUUGUUUGUUGUGUUGAUCUGCAUUUGCUUGGUGUUACCAAACCCAUAUCUGUCUGCAGACACUGCGUUUUCGUUAUGGCAAUUGAAUUUUUGUGCGACUGGCCAAACUGUUCAUAAAGGAGACGUGCACUCGCUAUGUACAACUCGGGGGCUGUAUUCUGAUCUUCAUCCCUGCGGAGACUAUCCUCCAGAAGUGUGCUCCGAUUGGCUGGCGUAGCAGAGGUAAUAGAGCCCAUUCACGACGUAUAGCGAAAACCGUAAAUAUGCAUACCACGCUUUUCGUCACCGUCUCUCUGUAAUACAUUUGCUCUGCUGACAAGUGCGUGAAUAUAUAUUCAUAAAAUGCCAAGAAAUUGUUCAUAGCAGAAUAGAAGUUAGGAUGAACAGUGCUAGAAUCACUCUUACAGCUGUAGCUCCUACACAACUGUAGUGAGCCUACUUUCUAAUGACAAGACAGGUGUUCACAGGACGGUGGAGACGAUGUGAUAAACAGUGGUUGAACAAGAGAGGUCACUGCAGCCAACGCUUCGACAAAAGGACUUGUCUUUGUCAGGGCCCCUGACAAAUACUAGCCCACUUGUAUCACUUCCAGGGAUAUUCCUUGUUUGACCACUGUUGAUUACCUACCAAUGACGUGUUUCGUUACAGAAGUUUCUAGAAGACGCUCCCGUAGAAGUUCUACAAAUAUUCAAUCUGAGGCACUAGUUCAUUAACAGAUCCCAGAGUUUGUAGGACGUACCAGUGCCAUUGACGGCCACUGCUCACACACUUAUCGUUACGUCUGAACCGAUCGAUCUACUUUCAGUGCUUAAGCCAAUCAGACUGCUAACUGGCAGCCUCCCGGAGGUGGGGAUCAGAAUGCCGUUCCCUGGCAUUUGUACAGAAGCAGCAGCACAGAUUAGCUUCGUGUCGACUUGACAUAAAGCGCGGUAAAAACACGUGCUUGAAGUGCAGUUGAAAACACAACUGCGUUCGCAGACAACAGGAUGAUUGCGUGGAAUGUUUUGCUUUCACAUUUGCGUUCCAGCAUAUCGAAUCUCUGCGAAAUGUCAUAAGGCAAAGUGCAAUUCUACUUCUUGGCAACAACCAAAACCCUACCCUCCCCCAAAAAAUUAGGUCUUCUAUAUUACAAUUAACGGAGAGUGCACCGGUGACAUAUACUCUAGUCAGCGUGAUUGGGUGUGUGAAAUGCAGUGUUCUGUACAGGUUUUCACAUCCUCACGUACCGUUCCCAGUGUUCUUGCUUCGCUCCACAUACGUGUCACUCGACUAGCUUCUCUCGACACAGUUGCACACUGGAUAGGGUCACCCACUGUUGACUUGCCUUACUGCCUUUGGCCUAUUUGUCACGUACGUCUCGAAAAGUCGGGACGAUGUUUGCGAACCCUGUUCCAGAAUUCUCUCAGUGCUCCCUGCUUAUCAGCCGAGAUGUUCAGUUGCACACCGACAGACGACACGGCUAGGUAGAAGAAUGCUUGCACUCAGUUUCCGGCCUCCUCGAAGUAACGCGCUUGUUAAGUGCUGAAAACGGCAUCUUCUGUCAAGCCCGUUUCGCGGGGGUUAUGGUGAAGACAAACUUCAAGUGUGCCGGAAAUGGUUGAGAUAACGCUGUUGCUGGCCUUAAUAGUUGGUGGCCGAUUGUGGAAUACGCGUGUGGCUGAAGGUGUGACUCGCUCUGUGGCCGAAGCGAGUAAGCUGUGAUCCUGUUAAUUCAAAUGAGAAAUGUGUCGCUGGGGGAACAAGCCUUUUUUUUUCUUUUUGUUAUGUCAUUAUUAAAAUAACAAAUUCCACAAGCUCA